This is a messenger RNA of Notothenia coriiceps (black rockcod), 3066 nucleotides long. RefSeq names its product procollagen-lysine, 2-oxoglutarate 5-dioxygenase 1a (gene plod1a). Gene Ontology annotation, molecular function: L-ascorbic acid binding; procollagen-lysine 5-dioxygenase activity; iron ion binding. The coding region runs from base 1 to 1755 and encodes 584 amino acids. Gene Ontology annotation, cellular component: endoplasmic reticulum. Lineage: Eukaryota; Metazoa; Chordata; Actinopteri; Perciformes; Nototheniidae. Gene Ontology annotation, biological process: peptidyl-lysine hydroxylation. The record is from RefSeq and is a predicted model, not a curated record. The transcript has 15 exons.
AUGAACAGGUUUCGUCUGGGUGUGUUUCUGUCCUCAGGUUUCAUUGGCUACCUUCCUAGCAUCAGAGAGAUGGUUGCUGACUGGAAGGGAGAGGACAGUGACAGUGACCAGCUGUUCUUCACCAACAUCUACAUCGAUCCUGCUAAAAGGAAAUCCAUAAAUAUCACAGUGGACAACAAAUGCAGAAUGUUCCAGAACCUCCAUGGAGCCCUCGAUGAGGUGGUGCUGAAGUUUGAGGAUGGACGUGUACGUGCCAGGAAUGUUCUGUAUGACACCCUGCCUGUGGUCGUCCAUGGGAACGGACCAACCAAGCUCCAGAUCAACUACCUGGGGAACUAUAUCCCCAACAUGUGGACGUUUGAGAAGGGAUGCAAAGCGUGUAAUGAGAGGCUCCUCCCACUGGAAGGUCUUCAGGAGAGCGAGUACCCACUGGUGCUUAUCGGCAUCUUCAUUCAGAAGCCCACCCCUUUUGUUACGGUGUUCUUUGAACGCCUCCUGAAGCUCCAGUACCCCAAGAACAGACUGAAACUCUUCAUCCACAACCAAGAAGCUCAUCAUGAGAGUCAGGUCAGCCUUUUCCUGAAGGAUCAUGGGAGCCUUUAUCAGGAUGUCAGGGUGAGCGGGCCUGAGGAGGAGGUGGACACUGCUGCCUCCCGCAACCUGGCCAUCGAUGUGUGCCGGAAAGACGAGGGCUGUGACUAUUUCUUCACCUUGGACAUUGAAGUGGUCUUAAAGAACGAAAACACACUCAAAAUUCUCAUUGAACAAAACCUUCCCUUUGUGGCCCCGAUGAUAACUCGCGCUGGCCGACUGUGGAGCAACUUCUGGGGGGCCCUCAGUGCAGAGGGCUACUACGCCAGGUCUGAGGACUACGUGGACAUAGUGCAAGGACGCAGAGUGGGUGUGUGGAAUGUCCCGUAUGUGUCCAGUGUGUACCUGGUAAAGGCCAGUCUGCUCCGGUCUGAGCUCACUGACUUCCAUCUGUUCAACUCAGACAUCUUAGACCCCGACAUGGCCUUCUGCCACAACAUCCGCAAGCAGGGAGUCUUCAUGUUUGUGACCAACAUGCACACUUUUGGUCGCAUCGUGUCAACAGAGACCUACCAGACCAGCCAUCUCCAUAACGACCUGUGGCAGAUCUUUGAAAACCCAGUGGACUGGCAGGAGCGCUACAUCCAUGAGAACUACACCUACAUCAUGAGAGACAAGCUGAUCGAGACUCCCUGUCCCGAUGUCUACUGGUUCCCGAUUUUCUCCAAUGUUGCCUGUGAUCACAUUGUUGAAGAAAUGGAGCAUUUUGGGAAGUGGUCAGGAGGAGGCAAUACGGACGUCAGAAUCCAGGGUGGCUAUGAGAACGUGCCGACGAUAGAUAUCCACAUGAACCAAAUCAACUUUGAAAAGGAGUGGCACAAAUUCCUGCUGGAGUACAUCGCACCGAUCACAGAGAAGAUGUAUCCUGGGUACUACACCAAGUGCGCCACCCCUCUGAACUUCGUGGUGAGGUACAAACCUGACGAGCAGCCGCUGCUUGCGCCUCACCACGACGCCUCCACGUUCACUGUUAACAUAGCCCUGAACAGCAAGGAAGUAGACUACCAGGGUGGAGGCUGCCGGUUCCUCCGCUACGACUGCUCCAUCGAGGCCACUCGUAAAGGCUGGACCCUGAUGCACCCGGGCCGCCUCACGCACUACCACGAAGGCCUGCCCACCACUGGGGGGGUGCGAUACAUCGCUGUGUCCUUUGUAGACCCCUGAACACAUCACCAGCUCUAAAGCCAACAGGACACUCUGCUGACCGCAUCCGAACGCAUCACGGCUCUCCACACCUUCGCUCUUCUCUUUCGCUUGUUCGCAUUUUCAAAAUAAUGUUGUUUCUCUGUUACUCCAAGACUCUCAUACAACGUCUGACCUAUUAGCCACAGCAACAGUGCUCUGUGAUGAAAACACAGCUGCAUAAUGAACCAGAACAUGUUAGCGCCACAUCAGAGGAGAACUGGCUCCACAGUAACACUUCCCCAAAGCUUCUCAGAUGUAAUAUUAGCAGGAGUGAUGUCACAGCAGCAGAACCUGCACGGGGUCAGCGAGGCAUCGGGGGGCCAGCUCCCCAGGUGGAAGCUUUACAAAUAGACAUUUAUGGUCAUUUCAAGUGCUUACAUUUGUAUGUCUCCCGCAAUUGUGUCAUCGUUUCACACUCCACCUGCCUUGGGAAAGUGCCUUGUUAUGGUGUUUUGGGUCCUUGGAUUUAAGGGAAUUGGAGCCUGGAAAUUCCUGGAAUGAGAUUUUCUAUAAGGUGAAAAAUGUGAAAGAAAGGAUGAUAAAAUAUUGUCCUCUUGUGAGUUACAAAACAGUGAUCUUACAUCAUUGUGUAGCCUGCUGUAGGGUACAUGAUCCAGGAUAGUCACUGAGUUUAUUAUCAUCAUUCACCUGAAAAUGAGAUCACAUGUGAUUUAUAAAAUGUUAAACCAAAGACAGCUAAGAAUUAACAAUGUUCAGCCAGAUGUUAUCAGGAAGUAGCUCCUAUGCUAACAUGCAGCGGGAACACCUGAUCAGAAACGUCUCACACUCCAACCUCUCACCUCAUCUCACCAGCUUUAUUCUCCUAAGUAGACGUGUGUUACUUUAGUCCCAGUUCUGAACUCCUGUGUGUGUGGAGAACAAUGUUGAAACUUUCAGUCAGAAGCUACUGUUGUAGUGUGUUUGUUCAGACCCCGUCACAUGGACUCCUCAGGAAACCACCAGCUCCAAUUCUUUACCAACGCUUGUGGAACAUAUUGUUACAUUUACACUAGCUGUCCCACUAUGUGUUACUAAAGUACUUCUUUACUAACUUUUUCAACAGAGACACUUCCAAAUCCUGCUAAGGCUCUAUUUAUUUUGUGUAUAUAUCAUUUGAUAAAGGCCACACUCUCUAAAUUGUUUUGUAAUAUAACUGCAUUUUGGGAGAGAUACUGAAGUCCUUCUCUGGUGCACUCACUGAUAUCAGCUGAGUUACAUCUAACGUUGUCCUUUCUUGUUACCAGCCAUCACUGAGCUAAGACUACAACUUGAAUAAAUCUGUGAACCAAA